Clonostachys solani is the source of this 198-nucleotide messenger RNA. NCBI's taxonomy places the organism in Eukaryota, Fungi, Ascomycota, Sordariomycetes, Hypocreales, Bionectriaceae. The record is from the annotation of a GenBank genome assembly.
AUGCCUAGAGCAAAAGUUAUUAAAGGAUCAAUAUAUGCUAUGCCUGCACGGAUGUGGAGACACAGCAUUCACUCAUUUCUAGAACUGCUUCAUCGCAGACUCCCUGAUUCAUAUGAGUAUAUGCUCACCUUUAUCUAUCUGGCAUAUACCAUAAUAGCAUUACUCUACGAGACUAUUCCUAAUUUCGAGGAUACCUAG